AUGGGCAAAAUAAUCGAAGCUAGUGUCUUCGUUGUCAUGCUUCUACACUUAAUUAUCUGCCCGUACACAAAAGUGGAGGAAAGUUUUAACAUGCAGGCUAUUCACGACAUUAUUAACUAUGGGUUCGAUAUUGACAAGUAUGACCACCUGGAAUUUCCCGGUGUUGUACCACGGAGCUUUCUAGGACCCCUGGCUGUUGCUGCGGUGUCAUCCCCAUUUGUCCUGAUUAGUAAUUUUACAGGUGCCAGCAAGUUCGCUCAGCAGUACAUUGCACGAGCAACAGUUGGACUAGCCACAGCCAUCUCCUUCAUCAUUUUCUGUCGAGCCAUUGAUUCUGGCUUUGGGAGUAACGUGAAAAACUGGCUUAUACUGGUCACCAUCACGCAGUUUCAUUUUGUAUUUUACAUGUCAAGGACACUGCCGAAUGUUUUAGCUCUGAGUUUUGUGUUACUGGCCUUAUCCAGCUGGCUACAUCAGAAGCAUGGGUAUUUCAUCUGGCUGUCGGGCGUGUCUGUCAUCAUCUUCAGGUUUGAUUUGGUCAUGUUUCUCGGCUUAAUUAUUGUAAAUGAGCUGGCAGCAGGAAGGCUGGGAGUGAUACGCUUCGUGGCUACAACUGUUGUUGCUGGCACAGUUUUAUUGGGGCUCACAGUCACUGUAGAUUCCUAUUUUUGGAAACGAUGGUUGUGGCCAGAAGGCGAGGUGAUGUGGUUCAAUGUGGUGUUGAACAAAAGCUCAGAUUGGGGUACAUCUCCGUUUCUGUGGUACUUCUAUUCGGUGCUGCCCAGAGCCUUGUCAGUCAGCCUGAUCCUGGUGCCAGUGGGUGUCUACCUGACCCGUCAUGUGAUGAUCUUGUUGUGGCCUGCCCUGGGCUACAUCCUGUUGUUUUCUUUGCUCCCACACAAGGAGCUGAGGUUCAUCAUCUACACGUUCCCGGUGAUUAAUACAGUGGCCGCCUGCGCCCUGUCUACUUUAUGGCAGAAUAGAGGCAAGUCAGUGUGGAGGAAACUACUGGCUCUCGGGUCAUCAUGUCUUCUGUUGGGAAAUGUCGUAACCACGUCUGGGUUUUUAUUCAUAGCACAUCACAAUUACCCAGGAGGGCAGGCGAUGCACGUUCUGCAUCAUUUAGAACACGACAAUCCAGAUGUUCACGUGCAUAUUGAUGUCUUCACGGCACAGACAGGUGUCACCAGGUUCACCCAACUUAGGCCAGAUUGGAU
Molecule: messenger RNA, 1217 nt
Organism: Candidula unifasciata
Lineage: Eukaryota; Metazoa; Mollusca; Gastropoda; Stylommatophora; Geomitridae
Source: the annotation of a GenBank genome assembly